CAUUUACACAUAACCGUGUCCAUACUUUAAAUGAUGGUUGAUAAUGCUGCGACAGUAACUCCUGGCCCGUCCGUAUUGAAUAAUUCCCUCGACGAGUCUAGACUCCAUCACUCUACCCCUCCGAAGACCUAUCGAGAGCCAAAGAGCUUCGUGUCUCCUACGGUUGCUUCGACAGCUAACAGUUCUUCACCACGACAUGUUAACUUUGAUAACUACGAUGAUGACACUAUGCAUUUCGACAAUGUCGUGAACCAUGAGGAGCUCAACGACGUCCUUAACCGAUUGCUGCCUUCCUUGGACUACUUGGACGGCGUUUCCGGUGAGCCAGAGAGUGACAAUGACGGUCCUGUCGGUAGAGUAUCUGCCCUACAUCACCCUAGCUUAGAUUUGUCUGCACUCAGUGACAGCGUCUUUGAGGACUACCAUGAUGAUCGUGGUCGUGGUUUUUCAGCUGAUGGUGAAUUCUCCUAUGCUGACAACUUUAACAACGGCGCUGUCGCUGAGCCUCAUUGCUCUGGUGAUUUCGGUGGUUCGACCGCUGGUGACUCUUCUGGAGAGGUGGUUGAUGAUAUGAUGGGUAAAGUCCUUUCUGCCUUCGUGGACGCUCAGAAGGAGCUUGAAGAAGAACGGGAGAAAAGAAGGCAGCUCGAGCUCGAGAAUGAAGUGAUGCGUUUGAGAAUCCGCACCCUUAGUAGUGUCGGCUCUAACCCUACUAACAGUCGGCAUGGUAGCAUUAGUUACGCUGCUGCCUUGAACAACGGUGUUGGUUCAUCGUCACCAAACUACGGUGUGCUUUCAUCGAGGUCUCGGGCGAUGACCUCUGCUGUUGAUACGUUGUUGCCUGACGACGCCAGCAUGUCGGAGGCGCUUCUCAUGGUGGCUACAGUGGUAGCUGGGAGGCGCCACAGCAGCAACGGAGAUCGAGCUCUGGUGCUUUGA
Perkinsus marinus ATCC 50983 is the source of this 939-nucleotide messenger RNA. RefSeq lists its product as hypothetical. The transcript has 2 exons. The record is from RefSeq and is a predicted model, not a curated record. Bases 31 to 939 code for a protein of 302 amino acids. NCBI's taxonomy places the organism in Eukaryota, Perkinsozoa, Perkinsida, Perkinsidae.